Messenger RNA from [Candida] anglica, 748 nucleotides. The record is from the annotation of a GenBank genome assembly. NCBI's taxonomy places the organism in Eukaryota, Fungi, Ascomycota, Pichiomycetes, Serinales, Debaryomycetaceae.
CAAAAUUAACAGGGAUAGUUUGUAGUGGGAGCUUCUUAUUGAUCGGCGAAAGAACCAUAGAUUAAGUAUGGUGACGAUUAAUUAUGAAUCCUAUGAUCAUUUAGCAUAUUAUGAUCAGAGUAAUGCAGAGGAAAGGGCAGAGGUGGAGAGGAUGGUUAGACGGGAGCUUGGACAGUCUAACAAUAAUAUGGACCCCAAUGUGUUGCAUCCAAGAGUAGAUCAGAUAUUACCAAUGUCAAACAACCACUUGACCACACCGGAGACAACACCAAGACUUUUACAAGAGAUAGAACGGUACGAGGAGGAACAUAUAGAGGAUACACAUGAAGAAAUGUUGGAGAAUAACAACCAUGGUCUUCCACAAAUCGUACGUGGAGGGAUAGAUAUGUCAAGAUAUUCUGAAUUUACUGAUUCAAAUGGUCAGAUUCAAUAUGAUAAUCUAUAUUCAACUCUUUCUUAUGCUAUCCUACAGGGCCGUAAUUUGGAUAUGGUUUCAGAUCACCAAGAGGAUCUCUUGAGGGCACAACAAUUGCAUUUACAAAAUCUUCAAGGCGUACAGGCCCAGGUGGAAUCUACGCUUGAAAGGAAACGAGAACGAGUUGAUGAAGUCAAUGAGCAACGAAAAAGACGACAAUUGGUGGAUUUCAAACCAGUGAACGACUACUUGCAGGAAAGAUGGAAGGAUGGGAUACGAUCUGUCAUUGAUUUGGGUAUUGAGGCUGGGAAAUUGGAUAAGUUAUAAAGAUAC